GGAUCCUAUAAAGGCGGCGGCGGGCCGGGGCGGUGCUCAGAAGGCUGGCGGGCGGCUAGGAUGGCUGAUGAGGAGGAAGACCCCACCUUUGAGGAGGAGAAUGAAGAAAUUGGAGGAGGAGCGGAAGGUGGACAGGGGAAGAGAAAGAGACUUUUCUCUAAAGAAUUACGGUGUAUGAUGUAUGGGUUUGGGGAUGACCAGAAUCCUUACACCGAGUCAGUGGAUAUUCUUGAAGAUCUUGUCAUCGAGUUCAUCACUGAGAUGACUCACAAGGCAAUGUCGAUCGGAAGACAGGGUCGGGUGCAAGUUGAAGAUAUUGUCUUCCUGAUUCGAAAGGACCCAAGGAAAUUCGCUAGAGUCAAAGACUUACUAACUAUGAACGAAGAGUUGAAACGGGCUCGGAAAGCUUUCGAUGAAGCCAACUAUGGAUCUUGACAGCAUUUGUAAUUUCUGGGAUUUUGAUAUUUUAUGUGGAAACCAUGCAUUGUAACAGCAUGAUUGCUAGGCACACAAUGGAAGAGGUCUUCAAUUUUAGCUCCAUAACUCGAGCCUUUCAUUGCCUGCCUUUGUCAGGCUGUAUUUGAAUUCUUUACUGGACUUUAAUGACUACUAACUUAAAAUGUAGCCAACCAUACAGUUCCAUCCGAACAAGGCAGACUUGUGUGUGCCAAGCUGUAUGUAUACUUUAGCUGCAUAAUGUGCGAUCGAAAUAUCCUUUGACUUUACGAAAGUUGAGACAUGUCCUCUAUGUACUUCAAGUUUUUAUGACAGUGGCAGAGUUAUUAAAGAGAGUGGACUGGUUUGUGUUUCUUUUAAGGAACUAAGUUCUUGUAAGAGUUUGUUUUAAUAUUCUUUUCUAAAGAACACUUUCUUUUUUAAAGAAGCUACUAUUUGUUAAAUGUUAGUGGCAACAUAGUUACUUGAUAGCAGGAAAAAAAUCUAAAAAUAAAUACUUCAGUAGUAGGGAUAGCAAGGCUUGUAAACUUGAGGUCAGGACAGGUGUUUUAGGUGGUCUUCUAGUGACACAAAUGUAAGUACUUUCAUUGUGAAAAUGUAUAGUUCAUUAAAACCGUGUGUGGCUGUGCAAACCAUUUUUGUAGUAAAGGAUAUGCCGGCUUUGUGUGUAUUUAGCUUAUUGCAUUAAAUUAUUAUUCUAUUUAGCUUAUAAAUAAGGAUUAAAAUUGCAUUUAAAGAGGUUACUGAAUGUUACUCUGAAACUUACUGGUGCUUCUUAACAUCCCUAAAUCAGACUUGGGGAAAUCUGUUUAAUCUGCUGAUACAAAGAAUAAAGAAUGAAGAAUUAAACACGCUAA
Molecule: messenger RNA, 1313 nt
Organism: Onychomys torridus (southern grasshopper mouse)
Lineage: Eukaryota; Metazoa; Chordata; Mammalia; Rodentia; Cricetidae
Gene: Taf13
Product: TATA-box binding protein associated factor 13
Exons: 4
Coding region: 61-435 (124 amino acids)
Biological process (GO): transcription by RNA polymerase II
Cellular component (GO): transcription factor TFIID complex
Molecular function (GO): protein heterodimerization activity
Source: RefSeq, a predicted model, not a curated record